ACGGGUUGGGUCGGUUUGUUCACCCCUAGAUUGCCGAUGGGCGGAAGCGGUACUAGCAUUGGAAAGUUGAAUAUUCAACAAAUAUAGUCAAAGUCAUCGGUGUGUUCCUCCCUACUUUGCUUGGCAUAUACGUGGUCAUGCUUUUAGCGUAUGGCCAUACACAGUGAUGAGUUUCACAACGAGUACUAGUACCUCUCCGGCGGAGAUGACGUCAGUUGCGGUGGCUGUUAAUGGUCAUCCUGGCGGCAAAGGGGGGAAGGACAGCCUACGCGCCGUGAAAUGGGCGGUGGAGAACUUGAUGUCAAAAGCUCAUCAUUUCGUCUUAAUUCACGUCGUUCCUACCAUCACUUCCAUCCCUUCACCUUCAGGACCUCCUAUCCCAAUCAAAGAGCUGGAUGCUAAUGUGGUGACUAUGUAUCUUCAUGAGAUGAAAGUGAAAUUUGAAGAUAUCUUCGUUCCGUACAAGAAACUAUGCAAAACAAGAGAGAUGGAAACUUUAGUGUUGGAAGGGGAAAAUCCUGCAGCAGUGCUUGUAAGAUAUAUAUCUGACUCAAAAAUAACAUAUUUAGUAUUGGGCUCCUGGACUUCUAAUUUUAUGACAAGGACAAUAAAGGGCCCUGGUAUACCAUCAACAGUACUGAAAGAUGCGCCUGGCACAUGUACUAUAUACGUGGUGUCAAGAGACAAUCUCAUCACCAAUUCAGUCAAUGCUUUGUCAACUAGUGGGAGAAGCUCUAAGAUUUGGUUGUUUUCUCAAAAUAAGCAUGGAUCUUUCAGGAUUAAGAAACUGCCAUCUGGACAUUAUUCUUCCAGUGUGGAAUCUAAAGAUUUUGACAUGAUUGGAGCAUCAUCAAUGACUGCAUAUAAUGAUCCACACUCUCAAUCAUUACCACAUGGAAGUUCUCAUAAUUAUUCUUUAGUUGUUCAGCAGGGUAACUAUCAGACCGCUGAAGCUGGUGUUGCAGAUGCUCAUAAGCUAAAUCAAUUUACCUAUAUUUCUUCUCAGAAUGUGGAGCAGGCUGAAGCUGAAAGGGUGCGUACAGAGUUGAGAAAUACUGUGGCUAUGUAUAAUCAAGCAUGUGAAAACCUGGUCCAUGCUCAAGCUAAGAUCCAUCUUAUUUCUUCUGACUGCCUUGAAGAAUCAAAAAGAGUAAAUGCAGCUCUUAAAAGAGAAGAAACAUUCAGAAAAAUUGCUGCUGAAGAAAAAGAGAAGCAUUUGGAAGCCGUGAAAGAGAUUGAGAUCGCAAGAAAUUUGCUUACCAAGGAGGGCUAUGAAAGAGAGCUAGCUGAGUUGAAUUACCUCAGAGAGUCCGUGGAGAAACAAAAGAUUGCUCAUGCACUCUUCUUGAGUGAUAAAAGGUACAAGAGGUAUACACGUGAAGAAAUAAAAAUGGCAACUGGUAACUUUUCCGUGAAUAACUUAAUUGGUGAGGGAGCAUACGGAAAAGUUUACACAUGCAAGCUUGAUCACAUCCCAGUGGCCAUCAAAGUUCUUCGUCCUGGUGCCGAUAAGAAACACGAGUUUCUGAAAGAGGUUGAAGUUCUCAGCAAAUUACGUCACCCGCACAUGGUUUUACUACUUGGAGCUUGUCCAGAAGAUGGCUGCCUAGUUUAUGAAUUCAUGGAGAAGGGGAACCUGGAAGAUCAUAUAUUCCGGAGAAGUGGCAGACCACCUCUUCCAUGGUUUAUUCGAUUUCGUAUAGCUUUUGAAAUAGCCUGUGGACUUGCAUUCUUACAUAACUCAAAGCCAGAUCCAAUCAUUCACUGUGACCUAAAACCUGGGAAUAUCUUGUUAGACAAGAACUUUGUGAGCAAAAUUGGAGAUGUGGGUUUGGCGAAACUCAUUUCAGAUGUUGUACCUGACAACAUCACAGAAUAUGGCGACUCCAUUAUUGCUGGUACCCUUUUCUACAUGGAUCCAGAGUAUCAAAGAACAGGCACUAUCCGGCCUAAAUCUGAUGUAUAUGCUUUUGGAAUCAUCACUCUUCAAUUGUUGACUGGUUGCCGGCCAAAGGGUCUUAUAUUGAGAGUUGAGGAUGCUCUUGAAAAUGGUUCCAUAUAUGAAGUUCUAGAUAAGUCAGUUACAGAUUGGCCACUACCCGAAGCAGAGGAACUCGCUCGAAUAGCACUGCAGUGCUCCAGUCUAAGAUGCAGAGAUAGGCCAGAUCUUGACCAAGAAGUGCUUCCAGUUCUAAAAAAACUUGUUGACUUUUCAGAUUCACACACAGAGGUGCAGAGGUUUAAUAUUGACGCACCUGCUCAUUACUACUGUCCGAUCCUUCAGGAAGUAAUGGUUGAUCCGUACAUUGCUCCUGAUGGUUUCACUUAUGAGCACAAAGCAAUAAAGUUGUGGCUUGAGAAACACAACGUAUCGCCAGUGACAAAGCUCCGUCUCCAGCAAAAGAUGAUUCAUCCAAAUCACACUUUGCGUUCUGCCAUACAAGAGUGGACAUCUCGUGUACAACAUCCACAGGGACCUGGAUCGCAUAAUGUAUGUAUAGGAUUGGAUGAGAUGCUUCCGUCAAAUAUCCUGCCAGGGACCUGGGCCGCAUAAUGUAUGCAAAGGAUUGGAUGAGAUGCUUAUAUCAAAUAUCUAGUUGGGCUUCUGUUAAGAAUAAAGUGCUUGAGUUUGACCAGAGAAGCACAGUAGAAAAUCAAGAGGACUUAACUAGAUGUAAAAUUAAGUUUUCGUGGUUGUUUUUAGUUGAUUUUGUGCUUGCUUUUCUCAUAUUAAUACGUGCUUGAAGGGGCACUCAUUUUUAGUAUUUGCAAACACUAACUACUUAUUUUGCAAUUAAACGUAAUUUUUAAUAAAUUUUUUUAAAGUUGUA
Daucus carota subsp. sativus is the source of this 2831-nucleotide messenger RNA. RefSeq names its product U-box domain-containing protein 34. Gene Ontology annotation, biological process: protein ubiquitination; protein phosphorylation. Bases 167 to 2554 code for a protein of 795 amino acids. The record is from RefSeq and is a predicted model, not a curated record. Lineage: Eukaryota; Viridiplantae; Streptophyta; Magnoliopsida; Apiales; Apiaceae. Gene Ontology annotation, molecular function: protein kinase activity; ubiquitin-protein transferase activity; ATP binding. The transcript is spliced from 10 exons.